Messenger RNA from Heteronotia binoei (common prickly gecko), 2700 nucleotides. It is a transcript of the gene PLA2G12B, whose product is annotated as phospholipase A2 group XIIB. Gene Ontology annotation, biological process: phospholipid metabolic process; lipid catabolic process; cholesterol homeostasis. The transcript has 4 exons. Lineage: Eukaryota; Metazoa; Chordata; Lepidosauria; Squamata; Gekkonidae. Bases 89 to 697 code for a protein of 202 amino acids. The record is from RefSeq and is a predicted model, not a curated record. Gene Ontology annotation, molecular function: calcium ion binding; A2-type glycerophospholipase activity. Gene Ontology annotation, cellular component: extracellular region.
UUGUCCUUACUGCCCUCUCAGUCUUUCUCUACAGUUCUUCUUACCUUGACGUUCUUGAGGCCCAGAUUUUGUUUAGUCUGAUCUCAGGAUGAAGUCAGUAGCCAAGACAUUGAUUCUUUGCUUGGCCCUAUCUAUAGCCAAGUGCUUUGAAGGGACACCACAAGACAACACCAUUCACCCACCAGCCCCACCAGAGGAAGGAUCUUCGGAUUGGGGAAUAGGGACUAUCCGGGAUGGCUUUGAAGCAGUGAAUAAUUAUUUUGACUCUUUCUUGGAGCUGCUAGGAGGGAAAAAUGGAGUCUGUCAAUACCGGUGUAGAUAUGGAAAGGCACCAACGCCCAGACCAGAAUACAAGGCUCCAGAGCCCAAUGGUUGCAGUUCCUAUUUCCUGGGUCUCAAGGUACCCGAAAGCCUGGAUCUGGGCAUUCCAGCCAUGACCAAGUGCUGCAACCAGCUGGAUGUCUGUUAUGACACCUGCGGUGCCAAUAAAUACCGCUGCGACGCCAAGUUUCGCUGGUGCUUGCAUGCCAUCUGCUCCGACCUCAAGCGUAGCCUUGGCUUCGUCUCCAAAGUGGAAGCAUGUGAAUCAGUAGCUGAUACAGUAUUCAAUACUGUCUGGACGCUGGGCUGCCGCCCCUUCAUGAACAGCCAGAGAAGUGCGUGCAUUUGCAACGAGGACGAAAGAGAUGAAUUGUGAGAUGAGUUGUGAGAUGGCUUCACGUGUCUCUUGCUCCAAAGAAGCUUGGUCUUCUGGCCCCUGAAUGUCGGCAUAUUUAAUAACAGCAUGGUUGGGGAAGCCGAACAUUGCAACCAGCAGAUGCAUUAAUUGCAACUUAUAGGGCAGGAUUGGUUGAGAGGGAAUACAGAGCCGGAUGCUGCUGUGGUCCAAAAGGCAUUUCAGUGCUGCCUGAUAACUUCCAUCUCCUUCCCAACACAUCUAGACUUAAUAACAGCUGUCCAUGAAAAGGGGUGAACAUUUCAAAUAUGAGAAUGGAUGUGGUGGGACUACAGUAAAUAUGCACAGCAAAUCUGCCACCCUCACAAGACAAUUAUGCCACUACGUCUUUUCAAGUGGUACCAAGCCACUCAAGUUUCUCUCACUUCUGCUGCUAACCUGGGGGAGGGGCUGUGGCUCAGUAGUAGAGCAGCUGCUUGGAAUGUAGAAGGUCCCAGUUUCAAUCCCCAGCAGCUCUGCUUAAGGAGAUCAGGGAGUAGGUGAUGUGAAAAUCCUCUGCCUGAGACCCUGGAGAGCUGUUGCCAGUCUGACAAUACUGGCCUUCAUGGACCAAUGGUCUGAUUCAAUAUAAAGCAGCUUCAUGUGUUUGAACCUUGAACGAUGGGGAGUGAGGGGGAACUGUUAUCAGUCCCAGAUCACAGACGUUCAGCAACCAGGCCUGUAGUCACAGGGGGGCCUAUGGGGGCACUCCCCCUGACUUCCAGGCAUAGUCAGCUUUUCUUAUUUUCUUUUUGCCAUGGCUGAGCUAGCAAAGCAUCAUCAGUGGCAGCCAGAGCCAGGAGAGCCGAGUAGGGCGCGAUGCACUGCAGCAGCAAAAGCAAUUGGUGGGGAGGCGGGAGGCAGAGGAAGCCACAUGGAAUGGGCUGGGGAGUGGGGGGGACAAAUAGAACUGCUAGUUGCAAAGUGUCAGGGUGGGAGAGAUGGAGGUGGAAGGACAUCCCCCUGCUAGUACGCAAGGUGCUGUCCCUUCCAAAGUUUUAGGGUUGCUUGCCUCAACUUGGCCACAUUCAGAGCCUCCAGCUUUUACCCCUAUCCCAGAAAGCUUCUGAGAAGCAGCAAGCCCCACGGUGGAUGGAAAAGGUUGCCCCCUGAUUUUUUAAAAAGCCCCCCGACUUGUAAAAUCCUAGCUAUGGCCUUGUCAGUAGCCCAUUGGUUGCGGGAGUUCACACUGGAACAAAGAAGGAAAGAACAACAGUACCACAGUCCAUAUUGGUUUUCAGAAAUGCCAUUCAUUUUAUUCCCAAGAAGACCUUACUCCACUGUAAAAGAGACAACAGAUAUACCACCUAAGAAAGAGGGAGGGAAAGAAGCAAAUGGGGAAUAGAGUGGAAGGAGAGUUAAUAAUGCAGGUAGUUGUAAAACCCACUUUACUUAAAUAACAUACAUGAUUCAAAACAAUAUUAGAGGUUGCUGAAGAAACAUUUUUGAUUCUCUGUUCUAGCUAUGUAGAGUUACUAUUAUUUUACAGUUUGAGGAGCUAUAUAGCUAUCUAGAUUUUUAUAAUCCUUCUUCCAAGGUAUAAUGCUCUCCUGAUCUUUGUUUCAAAAAGUUGCUUCUCCAGAUCUCAAGAUUUGAAGACAUUUCACUUAUUGCUCUUUUAAAAAAUGGGAUUCUAUUGCUAAAUAGAACAGAGGUCUAUCAGUGGCCAUUAGCCACAAGGUACAGACUGAAUGCUAUGUCUGGGGCAGUGAUGUUCUAUAUUCGUGGUGCCUGGGGGCAACAAUGGGAGGGCUUCUGGAGUUCUGGCCCUACUAGUGGAUCACCUGAUGGCACCUGGGUUGUGGCCACUGUGUGACACAGAGUGUUGGACUGGAUGGGCCAUUGGCCAGAUCCAACAUGGCUUCCCUUAAGUUCUUAUGUUCUCUCUUAUCUGACUCUCAGUGAUCUGAAAAUCUGCUUUUUGCACUGCAGUAACAUUUUGUGUGUUUCCCAACCAUUGACAUUAUAUUUGCCUGGUAGUGCUA